Racocetra fulgida is the source of this 2541-nucleotide messenger RNA. The record is from the annotation of a GenBank genome assembly. NCBI's taxonomy places the organism in Eukaryota, Fungi, Glomeromycota, Glomeromycetes, Diversisporales, Gigasporaceae.
AUGGAAGUUGAAGAAAAUCAAUCCAAUUUAAAUAUUUAUAAUCAUAAAAUUAUCUUAGAAAAUCAAGAAAAAUUUACAUGGCAGUUUACAAACCAUGAGGAGAGAUUUAAAAAAUUUCGACAAUUUUAUAACAAUCAACAAUAUUUACAAUUUUUAGAUAAAUUGCAAUCUUUCUCAAGUACACAGCAGCAAUUCUUAUUAGAACAACAAAAUUUAUUACAACAACCUUUACAACGACAAGAACAAAACUUAUUACAAGAACAACAACUUUCACAAGAACAAUUACAGCAACAUUCUUUCCAACAAGAACAAAAAAAUUUAUUACAACAAUCUUUACAACCACAAGAACAACAAAAUUUACAAGAACGACCUUUACAACCACAAGAACAACAAAAUUUACAAGAACGACCUUUACAACCACAAGAACAACAAAUUUUACAAGAACGACCUUUACAACCACAAGAACAACAAAAUUUACAAGAACGACCUUUACAACAACAAGGACAGCAGCAUUUACAACACCAGGAUAAUUUACAACACCAGGAUAAUUUACAACACCAGGAUAAUUUACAACACCAUGAUAAUUUACAACACCAGAAUUUACAACACCAGAAUAAUUUACAACACCAUGAUAAUUUACAACACCAGAAUUUACAACACCAGGAUAAUUUACAACACCAGAAUUUACAACACCCGCAGAAUUUAGAACACCAGCAAAAUUUACAAAACCAGCAAAAUUUACAACACCAGGAUAAUUUACAACACCAGAAUUUACAACAUCAGCAGAAUUUAGAACACCAGCAAAAUUUACAACACCAGCAUAAUUUACAACACCAGAAUUUACAACACCCGCAGAAUUUACAACACCAGAAUUUACAACAACACCAGCAUAAUUUACAACACCAGAAUUUACAACACCCGCAGAAUUUACAACACCAGAAUUUACAACACCCGCAGAAUUUACAACACCAGCAGAAUUUACAAGAACAACUUUUAUCACAAAGUCAACAACAUUUAGAUUGGGACCAACUACUUAUAGAACAAAUACAACAACUGAAAAAUCACUUGCAACAACAAUUGCAAUAUCCUUUAGAACUGCAGAAAGAUCUUUUGCAAAGGCAAGAAGAAUUUUUACAAAAUAUCCGGCAAUUUCCAAAACAGCUAUGCGAUACCUUAAUUUAUCAACAAACUACACAACUUACACAACUAGAACAAGAUAUCAUAAAAGCCUUACAAUCUUUCGAUAAAAUCUUAACGGAUCAACAACAAUUCUUAAGUGAACAACAACAGCUUAUACGAGGGAAGCAAAUUUAUGUAAAAGAACAAAUCCCUAAAGCCAACUGUUUUGACUUUGAAAAUGACUAUGUAAUUAUUAGUAAAGAUGUUUACAAUGCUCAUAUUCAAAGAUAUCAAGAUCCUUCUUACUUACCAUAUCUUCAAUCAAAAAAUAAAUCACUUGAUAGUAAAUGUCAAAAACUUCGAACUGAUUAUCAAAAACUUCGAACUGACUAUCAAAAUCUUAAAUCUAACUAUCAAUUUAUUGAGAUAAAUUAUCAAAAACUUAAAACAAAUUCUCAAAAUGAACGUGAUGAUUUAUUAAAAAGGCUAAAUAUUUUGGAAAAAGCUAAUGAUGAUUUAAAAAAAGAAGCUAGAAAGUUUCAAUUGGCCUUGGGUAAUGCAACAAGUUCUCACUUAGAAACUCAUGAGUCUGAUAGCGCCGGUCAAUUAUCAAAUGAUAUUCGUAUUUUACAUAACCGUUUAGAAAAAUUUUGUGGUCUAAAAAGAGGAAUUGAAAUUAAUGAAUCGGAAGUAAAGGCUCUCUUAGAAAAAUUUGGUUGCAAAUUAAACGGUGAAAUACGAAAUAAUAAAAUUUUGAUUUCGGGUUUAUUAGAACGACUUGUGAUUGAAACCAUCAUUAAUAAAAGUUGUGAAUAUUUUAAUGAGAAUAAUACCGAUAAUAACGAUAAUAAGGAUGACAAACAAGAUGAUGAUCAAAAAUUAGAAGCAAAAAUUGUUAAUACAACAGAACAGUUAUUGCCGCUGAUAGAUUUGGUUCCAGAGAAUCGCGCUGGGAAUGAUGAAGUAAGCAAAGCUGCAUCAACUAAAUUACGGCGACAAAUUUACAGCGUUCUUGGAAAUCGUGGAUUUUGUAACAUUAAAGAAGAUAAGGAACAUCAAUUAAUUGCAAAAUUGCGAGCUGAGGUCGUAGAGCUGAUGAAUCGUUAUCGUACAUUUAAGAAUCCACAAAAAUUGUUAGAAAACGAAGAAAUGAUAGAUGAGAUCGUUAGACAAGUUGUUAAUAUAUUUCUGUUUAGACUAAAAGUACAAGAACCCAUCGCCCAUUGGAAAUUUUUUGAUAACAAGACAAGCAUCAAUACUAUUAUGAUGGAAGCGUCUUUAGAUAAUGCUGAUCUUGAAAAUGUAUAUGUUGAUGUUUGUUCAUUUCCGGUAAUUGGGUCUAAUCUUUGUGAAGCCGAUGAAGAAAAUAAAAAUUUGAAAGUAAUCUUUCAAGCUCAAAUUAUUCCCACUACUUGCGAAUAG